Messenger RNA from Astyanax mexicanus (Mexican tetra), 12846 nucleotides. RefSeq names its product hook microtubule-tethering protein 3 (gene hook3). The record is from RefSeq and is a predicted model, not a curated record. Gene Ontology annotation, molecular function: microtubule binding; dynein light intermediate chain binding. Lineage: Eukaryota; Metazoa; Chordata; Actinopteri; Characiformes; Acestrorhamphidae. The transcript has 22 exons. Gene Ontology annotation, cellular component: centrosome; cytoplasm. Gene Ontology annotation, biological process: cytoskeleton-dependent intracellular transport; cytoplasmic microtubule organization. The coding region runs from base 322 to 2481 and encodes 719 amino acids.
GCUUAGCAUAGCGGCCCCGGCGGAGCGGCGGUGUGUAUGUGUGUCUCCGCGGAUUAAUCCGAAUUUUACUUUAAAAAACAAAAUUAAUUCGGUUUAUUCCGUCGUAGUUCGACAGCGAGGAUACACACGAAGAAACGAACCGAGUCAGGACGCGGUUAAUCCGGAUUGUGGGGUUUGUAUGAGUGUUUAUCUGAAGCCGGACUGGGUUUGUUCAGAUCGCUGCGCUGAACCCGGUUACCGCCUGUAACGGUCAAAUAAUCCGAAUUAUAGCUGAAAUAAAGCGGAUAGAGCGCGCGGCGGGUCGGUGCUGAGUGAGCUGAGAUGAGUACCGGUGUUCUGGACUCGGUGGACCGAGUGGAGCUGUGUGAGAGUCUCCUGACCUGGAUCCAGACGUUUGGAGUGGAGGCACCAUGCAAAACAGUGGAAGAUCUAACGAGCGGAGUGGUCAUGGCCCAAGUCCUGCAGAAAAUAGAUGGCGUAUAUUUCAGCGAUGGCUGGAUCAGCCGUAUAAAGAGUGAAGCUGGAGAUAACUGGAGGCUGAAGAUCAGUAAUUUGAAGAAGAUACUGAAGGGUAUUUUAGAUUACAACCGUGAGAUUCUGGGGCAGCAGAUUAAUGACUUCACUCUUCCUGAUCUGAAUUUGAUUGGGGAACACUCGGAUGAGGCGGAGUUGGGCAGAAUGCUGCAGCUCAUACUGGGCUGUGCCGUCAACUGUGAACAGAAACAAGAAUACAUCCAGACCAUCAUGAUGAUGGAGGAAUCUGUGCAGCAUGUUGUGAUGACGGCCAUUCAGGAGCUCAUGAGUAAAGAGACUCCGGUUUCUGGAGGAAACGACUCGUAUGUUGAUCUGGACAGACAGCUGAAGAAGACGGUAGAGGAGCUGAACGACGCUCUGGCCUCUAAAGAGGAGAUCGCCCAGCGCUGCCAUGAGCUGGACAUGCAGGUUGCAGCUCUGCAGGAGGAGAAGGGCAGUCUGCUGGCAGAGAAUCAGCUCCUGAUGGAGCGCCUCAACCAGUCCGACUCCAUCGAGGACCUGAACAGUCCUGCAGGGCGGCGACACUUUCAGCUACAGACCCAGCUGGAGCAGCUGCAGGAGGAGACCUUCAGGCUGGAGGCGGCUAAAGACGACUACCGUAUCCGCUGUGAAGAGCUGGAAAAGGAGCUUUUGGAGGUCAAAGGUCAGAAUGAGGAGCUGACCUCACUGGCUGACGAGGCGCAGACCCUCAAAGACGAAAUGGAUGUUCUCAGACACUCGUCAGAUAAAGUGUCGAAGCUGGAGGCGCAGGUGGAGUCGUAUAAGAAGAAGCUGGAGGAUCUGGGGGAUUUGAGAAGGCAGGUGAAGCUGCUGGAGGAGAAGAACACCAGCUACAUGCAGAACACAGUCAGCCUGGAGGAGGAGCUGCGCAAAGCCAACGCAGCCCGUUCACAGCUGGAGACCUACAAGAGACAGGUGGUGGAGCUCCAGAACAGACUGUCGGAGGAAUCGAAAAAGGCAGAUAAGAUGGAGUUCGAGUGCAAACGUCUGAAAGAGAAAGUGGACUCGCUUCAGAAAGAGAAAGACCGGAUGAGAACUGAGAGAGACUCUCUGAAGGAGACGAUAGAGGAGCUCCGGUGUGUCCAGGCUCAAGAGGGUCAGCUUACUUCAGGACUGGUUCCACUGGGCAAUAAUGAAGGGUCUGAUUCACUAGCUGCUGAAAUCAUCACUCCAGAGUUCAGGGAGAGGCUGAUCCGUCUGCAGCACGAGAAUAAGAUGCUGAAGCUGAAUCAGGAGGGAUCUGAUAACGAACAGAUCGCCCUGCUGAAGAGUCUGCUGGAGGACGCUAACGCCAGGAAGAACGAGCUGGAGAGUGAGAACAGGCAGGUGAAUCAGAGGCUGAUGGCGGGUCAGAGUGAGGUGGAGGAGCUUCAGAAGAGUCUGCAAGAGCAGGGCUCUAAAGCUGACGAUACGGUUCUGCUGAAGAGGAAGUGCGAGGAACACUUAGAAAAGCUGAGAGACGCCACGAACGAACUGCAGAAGAAGCACAGCGUCAUCGAAGACCUGGAGACCAAAUACAGCUCGAGCGCACAAAAGGUUGAGGAGCUGGAGGAUGCUCUGAAGAAGAAGGAUGAAGACAUGAAGCAGAUGGAGGAGAGAUACAAGAAAUACCUGGAGAAAGCGAAGAGCGUAAUUCGGACUCUGGAUCCCAAACAGAACCAAGGCUCGGCUCCUGAAGUUCAGGCCCUGAAGAACCAGCUGCAGGAGAGAGAGAGGAUGCUGCACUCACUGGAGAAAGAAUAUGACAAGACUAAGUCUCAGAGAGACCACGAGGAGAAGCUGAUCGUAUCUGCCUGGUACAACAUGGGCAUGGCUCUGCAGAAGAAGGCGGCGGAGGACCGCUUGGCGAGUACGGGCUCUGGUCAGUCUUUCCUGGCCCGGCAGAGACAGGCCACCAGCACACGCCGCUCUUACCCCGGCCACGUCCAGCCAGCCACGGCCAGGUAGAGCUGCCACCCACCCCGUCACCACGGCUGCCCCCACCUCCUCGCCAGGCAACCCUGUAGCCAGUUGGGACGCGGUUCCUUCCUUAUAGCCCCGCCCAGUUCUCUUUAACUCCUCCCACUUCUGCUUCUCCUCUUCAUCUUCCUGUCCCACCUGAACACUUUUUAAAUUCGCCCAGGUUUAAAGGUCACAGGGUAUAUCCCCCCCACCCCCACCCAUCCUGUUUACAGACUGUUCCUCUCUGUGUUCCUCUUUGUGUUCCUCCCUGUGUUUCUCUGCGUUUCUCUGUGUGUUCCUCUGUGUUUUUAAGCCGGGGGGAUUUUAAGAAGAGAUGUGAUGUGAUUGGAGGGAUGUAGAGUUAAGCAUUAUUAAUGGAACAGAGUGAAAUCUUCCUCUUUAAAGCAGAAUUUUAUUAGAUUUUUUUUUUAUUUGAUAUGAUGGCUUUUAACGAGCCCUUCCUAAUGCAGUAUUAAUCACAAGCACUCCUCUCCACAGCGCAUGGUGGAGUUAGUUUCAGGAAGCUGUCUGAGGUGCUGCAGAGCUGAUGCUGACCUGCCCAACUGUUACAUUGAAAAAGUGUGAAGUUUCAUCAGUUUCUAGUUUGGCGAAGGAAAUACAAUUUUCUCAAUUUUGCUCUAAACGCUAAUGUAACCCAUCAUCUAAGACAAGCUAGACAUGAGUAUAGAAUUCACAUGGUUUAAGAUUAAGAGUGUUUUUUGAUUUAGGACUGCAGCGAGUAGCACUGUGCUAACUGGUGUUUCUGUAUUUUUCUGUAUUUUUCGAUUAUAAGGCACGUUAUGGAACACUAGUAAGGAAUAGGGGUGUUGCCAUAAUUUACUUCUAAUUCAGCAGGUUUUAGGGCUGGGUGGUGGUGGCGUUAGCAAAUUUUACUUAAAGUUAAGUAAAGCUAAGUCAACAAAACUGUAAUUCUUAAAAAUAAAUCUUUAAAAGUCAAACGAGUGCUGGAUGUCAAUCUACACAGAUUUCUCGCCUGGAAACUGUUUAUUCGGUUGAGUAAAAUGCUUAAGCUUAUUUACAGUAAGCUUAGAUUUCCACUACGGCUUGGUUCAGCAGCAUUAGCAGAUAGCAGUAAAUCCGGCCCAACUAAUGCUAAUGCUGCUCCAGCAGAGUUGGCAGCAGGCUACAGUCUGACUUGCUCCCCUCUGAACGGCAAAAGAGCUAGUGCUUAGUGCUGUUAGCGGAUAAUGCUAAUACUGUUCUAACCUUAGUGCUGGAGAAACUUUACUGAAAACUUAACCUUAUAAUGCUGUACUUUAGUGGAGUGGCUUUAUUGCUGCUUAAUACCUGACUGGUAGAAUUCAUACAGAUUAUAAGGCGCACUCACGAUUUUUGGGAAAAUUAAAAGAUUUUAAAAAAAAUACGGCUACAUUUUCUAUACAAUGGCCACCAACAAAGUAUUCUUAAUAGUGAUGCUGUGGGCCAAUUUGUAAUAUUUGGGCUGCAUACAAGAACCACACACACACUACUACGUUGCUAUAAAAUGAUCUAAUCGUUAAUCAAAGGAAUUAUAAGAGUAUACAUGAUUAUAUACAGUCAUAUGCAGGGUCUGGUCGACAUGCUCUGGCCUUAAGAUACACUGUGCUGUAUCAUCACUCUCCAGCAGUAUUUCAUUCAUUAUAUACUGUACCUUAUAUACUUCCAGACUGUGGAUAUUUUUCUUAUUGGCUGCUUCUUAUGUUGAUUAUUCACACAAGUAUUAUCAUAUAAACAUGCUGCCUCUCCCGCAUCUCUGCUUAAAACCCCACUGGCAGGCUUACAUAUAGAAAACGUCUCAGAGUAUUAGUGCUGAUCUGGGACCAGCUCGUUUUUGUAUGCAUAUUCUUGUCGUCACACAAAAACCUCAUAUCUCUAUCUCCAUUGUGCAUUUUUUCAAGUUUUGGUACAAGUUGAAUCUGACAGUUGUUUGUUAACAUUGUGUCCAAAUUUCAUGAUAAACCAAACAAUAGAAAAGCUCCAAAAUGAUCUUUUUACAUUGAGUGCGUUUGCAUGCAGUCAAAAAUCUGCUUGUAUUCAGAUUACUGAAGUUAACCAGAUUAUUCACAUGGUCAUGUGAACAGCAUACAUUCAUUUCUUUUAUCACAGUGAGAUUUAAAAUUCUGAUUAACACUCUGUGGCAUGGUGUUGCCCUUAGGCAGCAAACAAUAUAUAUAUAUUUUUAACAUUACACUGAUCCCUAAAUGUCUUAAUAUGAGAAGUAUAUUUGGAAAGCCUAAUUUUCUUGGUUGUUUUCAUGAAUUCAUGAACCUCUUAAAACAUGUAUUUUUUAUUUGUUUCUUCCGGGCAUCAUUAUGCAAUUAAAUCACAAGGCAAUCAAGCUGAAGCUCUUGAUUUUUAUUUUACAAAUACAAAUAUCAUGCUAUAGAGGGUUAAGAAAUCUGAUAAAGCUGGAAUUUAGCUCAAUAAUUAGAUUUCUUUAAUGCAUGUAAACUCUUAAUCAGAGUAUUAUGGGAUUUCUCAGUCUGGGAAUGAGUGAAAACAGAAUGUGGUAGUGGAAAUACUAUAAGGUGCACAAAAUUUUAAUUGACACUAGUAAGGAACAAGGGUGUCGCCAUGUUUCCCUUCUAAUGGGUAAGCUAAGGGAAGCGCCUUAGUAAACAAAACUGUAAUUCUUUAAAAAAAAACACAUUUUCUUUCAAAGUCAAACGAGUGCUUGAUAUUAAUCUACACAGAUUUCUCUCCUGAAAACUGUUUAUUUGAGUCAGUAAAGAACUUCUGUUUAUUUACAGUAAGCACAAUAUUAUAAGUACAAUAUUUUGUACAGUGCAGUUAGCAGCAGCACUUAGCGCUAGUAAAUGCUGCCCGAUAGCGCUCCACUGAGGAACCCUGAGUGUUCUAGUAACCCAGGGCGCUAUCAGCUUGUGGUUUGUCCCACAUAACUAGUUUUAACAUGGUAAUCACACAGACUACAGUCCAAUAUACUCACCUCUAAAUGGUGAAAGUGCUAGUGCUAGCGGUUUGCCUCUAAUGCUAAUAUUGCUCCAGCCUUAGUGCUGGAGAAACUUUACUGAAACUCCUUUAUAACACUGUACUUCAGCAGAGUGUUUUGUGAGAUGCCUUGUAAUUCCCUCUUUUAAACUGAUACAAGUUUAUUAUCUGAUUUCUGACUCAUACUCAUAACAUCAAAUGAUAUUCUGUAGUAAUUCUAGCAGGAUUAUAACCUUCUUGUAAACGCACCCAUUGACUUCUGUUGAAAGCUGCUAUUUUUUUUUUUAGAUAUGUGUUUUUUGCAUGAAAUCUGUUUCCAGAUCUGCAUUUUUUACUCUGAGACAUAAUUCUAUUCUUUCCUGUCCCAAAAAAUCCAACAGUGUAAGAGAGGGUGUAUGCAUUUAUUUGUACAUCUAUUGUAAGCAUUUAUGGCUCGGUCAUUUUAUAUGCAUCUGAAUAUUUUUACCUUUUCCUUUCAUGUGUUUAAUUGAUGUUUUUUUUUCGUCCUUAAUGACUUUAAGGAACUCAUAUCUAUGCAUUGGACUUCUGCAGAAUGUGGCUAUUGUUUGUUAGUGUGUUUUAUCUUGUUUGUGGGAGAAAAGAGGGUGGUUUUAGUGGUGAUUAUAUAUGUUACUGAUGUGUUUUUCAGUCCUGUGGAUUCUGCCUGUAACACAGAGCCUCCAAACCUGGCCACACCCCUUUUUAAAUACCCCUUAUAUACCCUUAUUACCCUUAUAUACAAACCCACUUCUUAUAGAGUCUCAUGUGCCAUGCCUUAACGUGCCGUUUCAGCCUCAGCUUAAGAUACACUUAAACUACACUUAAACUACACUCAAAAACCUCAGACCUACUGAUCUGUUCACAGUCUGAUCUGAUAGAAAACGUUUAUAUAUACUAAUAGACCUCUUUAGGUUAUUCUGUGUGUUGGAGUGUUGUGUUUAAGGGUGCACUGAUACAGGAGCUGUGCGAUGCUGAUACUUGAUUUCUGAUAUUUUUCAUGUGCCAAAUAUUUAUCUGUCAAUGCCAAACUUGAUACUAAUUUAGAAGUUUAGAGGGACUAAAUACAAUCAAAAUUACAGAAAAAUAAAUACAUAAAAUAAAAAAAUAAAUAGUAUGUAUUUGGAAAUUGGGUACCACUUUAAAAUAAAGCUCCUUUAUAAAGGGUUUAUAAAGUUAUAAAAUAGUUUUUAAAAUGGUUUAUUUAUGUUAUUAAUUAGGCUAUAAACUAUUAAUAAGCAGUUACAACACAUUACAAAGGAAGGGAAUAACAGGCCUGUCAUGUACCAGAUAGUGAUUCCACAUUUAUAUACAGGGGUUGGACAAUGAAACUGAAACACCUGGUUUUAGACCACAAUAAUUUAUUGUGGUGACGGACAGUUCUGGUGGAAACAGGAGAGUUGAGGUGCACAUUGAAUUCUGCGUGAUUUGAUCAGCCGUGGUUUUAUGUUUUUUUGGAUACAAUCCGGGUUAGCACCCGAACAUCCCUUUCAGAUAGCUUCCUCUUACAGCGUCCACAGUUAAUCCUGUUGGAUGUGGUUGGUUCUUCUUGGUGGUAUGCUGACAUUACCCUGGAUACCGUGGCUCUUGAUGCAUCACAAAGACUUGCUGUCUUGGUCACAGAUGCGCCAGCAAGACGUGCACCAACAAUUUGUCCUCUUUUGAACUCUGAUAUGUCACCCAUAAUGUUGUGUGCAUUGCAAUAUUUAGAGCAGAACUGUGCUCUUACCCUGCUAAUUGAACCUUCACACUCUGCUCUUACUGGUGCAAUGUGCAAUUAAUGAAGAUUGACCACCAGGCUGCUCCAAUUUAGCCAUGAAACCUCCCACACUAAAAUGACAGGUGUUUCAGUUUCAUUGUCCAACUGUUAGCUCCUAUCCAUACCUGAUUUUAGCCCUUAACCAGGCUGGAUAUUUAGAAGGGUACACAGGAAUGUCAGGGUGCAUGGUGGCUGGCCAUUUGUGAGUGGGUGUCUGAUUACAGCAUGAUUACAUCACUCAUUUACCAUUUAAGUCAUUAGAAAUCUGUAUGACUACUAACUACUAAGCAGUCGCAUGUUGUCGAUUUGUCCAUUUAAGGGCGUUUUCACACCUGUAGUUGGUUUCUAUGGUCCGAAUCAGUUAAUUGAAUUUAUUUUUAUGUUUACUUGGAGCGUUUUGGUUUGUUUUCACGCAGAAAUAAACCUAAACACACCAAAAUGCGCACCAAUAAACCACACAAGCUUGUAGUUUCCUCUGAUUGGUCAGAGCUGUCUGGUACAAGAGCAAGGAAGUAAAUAUAGCGAGAAGAUUCAGUGUUCCUGUGUGUAUAUCUGUGCACUGUGAAGUUGCUUAGUUGCUUUAACACAGAGCGCAGAAACUUAGUAGUGAAGAUUUACACGUGCAGUGAACACAGCACAGGCUGCAUGUGUGUAAACAGCAUGGAGCAGCAGAGAUGGCAUUUGUUCGUUGUUGUGGUAAUUAGUGUUUUUGGGCUAAUAUAUGAGAUUAAACUGCACCUUAUCAGCGGAUUGGCUUAAAUAAAAGGAGUAUGUAUAACAGCUCGGUCAAAUCGAGACCGGAUCACGCUUUCGGAGUUCGUUUGGGACCCACACUCGAGUGUGAUUACUUUUUUUUGUUAUACUUACUCAAUCGAAACAAACUAGAGUCUAGAGUUAUAACCAGACCAAAUAGUACAGGUGUGAAAACGCUUUAAAAACAUGAACUCCCACUUUUUCGUCACAAAUUAGGAAGUUUGUUAAAAACAGCUACAAAAUUCACAUUAUUUCAAUAAUUUUAAAUUGCAAAAAUUUCAAUUUUUGCAUGACAGCAUGAUAUUUAGGUCCAUUAGACUGGUGAAAUCCAAGCUACUGUCAUUCUCUGUGUUGAUCACUAACAGCACGAUCAUUAACAGCCAUUUAACAUUCAUUUAUUGCACAGGUCUUGGGUCUUGAUUGACCGUUUUGUUUGAUUGCUGUCCAUGUCCCUCUCUCUCUCUCUCUCUCUCUCUCUCUCUCUCUCUCUCCUCCCUUCACAGUGAUGUAAUGGCAUGACCAGCCAGUCAGAAUUGAGGGGGGCGUGGCUGCAUGAUGGUGCCGCUUGCAUGAACGUUUUCCAUUUUGAUUUUGAGCCUGCUGACAAAAUAACACAGCCAACACACACUAACACCUUCGCCAUCGCCCUGAAUCCACCUGUGUGCCGCCCUGUAUGAUUCGGGAACCGUGCCCCAACCUCGCCCACUUUUUUCUUUUUUUUAUGUUUGUCCAAUCAGAGAACAGCAUGUUUGCUUUAUGCUGCGUUACUGUAUUGGGCACCGUGGGAGAAGACUGUUACAGACUGUUACUGAGUGUGUGUUGGGUUGAGGACGGCUUUGUCGUAACUGCUGUUACAGCGAGAGUGUUACAGUGCGCUUGGCACGGUGCCAGCUAACUAAACGUGUUACAAGUGUUACAAAACAAAACGUCUCUAGUCACAAGUGUUAAAACGACGGAGGAAUCCCUGCGAGAAGUGUUUUAUCUCUGUGUGUGUGUGUGUGUGUGUGUGUGUGUGUGUGUGUCUAUGUGAAAAUAAGGUGUAAUACUGUUAUGCUUGUGAUUGGACGCAGGCUAGCGUACACUCUGUUGUUAUUAACUCCCUUUGUUUUUCUUUGUUUUUUUUUGUUUCUGUAUUUAUUUGUUUUGUUUUAGCUUUAAUGCCUCUUAAUCUGAACAAAGUGUUGUAUUAUUAUUAUUAUUAUACAUAAUUUUCCCCUGUAUAUGCCCUUAUUUUAUGACCCGUAUGAACAAUACUGGUGGCUUUCACUCAGUGUGUGUGUGUGUGUGUGUGUGAGAUGCUGAUGAUCAGCUGCUUUAGCUUUGCCUUCAUAACAUUUACUUUAUAUUUUAAAUUUAGUGAAAUAUUUUAAUGUCUCUCUAACUUGGGCAUCGUUCACAUGUAUCCAGAUAUCUUCAAAAACGCGAAUUCUUGUCGAAUCAUUCAUUUUUAUAUCCAGAGUAUUUCUUUAAAAAAAAAAAAAAAAACUUAAAGAUUUGUUAGUGUUUUUGCCCUACUUUCCACAUAUAUCCAUUAAAACAAAAAAAAAUAAAAUUCUUUCAUUUGAUAAAUGAAAACAGAGCUUUUUGAAAAAUCUGCAAGGUGGAAUUUUUUGAAAACUCAGUAUUUUCAUUAUUUUGUCAUGUGGAUGGUGGAAAAAAAACUAAACUUUAUUUCUUUUUUUUGUUUAACAUCCACAUAAAAAUGCCACUUUUGGUCACUUAAAGCGUAUUUUCGUUUGAGCAGUAAAACAACAAACUAACACUAGUUCCAAUGCAUGUGUAUACAUGUAUUUGGACAUCUUUUAAAACACCGAAAUGUGUCUCCAUUUUGGUGUAGCAUUAACACAAAAAAAAUUGAGCUUUCCCAAAAAAAAAAAAAAAAAACCACUCUUCAAUCCAGAGAUUUUUGAGAACCCAGUUUUCAUUAUUGUCAUGUGCACAAUGAAAGAAUGGAACUUUACCCCCCCAAAAAAAGUUAAAUUCACAACAGAUCCUCGUCCUCAAAUAUCCAGAUUUCUAUUUUAUGUUGAGGAAUUUUCUUAGUUUGACCUCCGUCCACACACUGCAUCAAAAUGCCAUUUUUUGGUCAAUAAAAACUGAGCUUUUUGAAAACAUUUUUUAAGGUGACGAUUUUUGAAAGCUCUUUUUUAUUAAAAUUUAAGUAUGGACAGUGGAAAAAAGUAGCUUUAUGGGGAAAAAAAAAUACUGCUGUCAGAAUGCAUGCACAUAUCUGGCUCAGUCCCAAAUACCUUCUUGCUCCCUAUAUAGUGAACAACAGUAUAUAGUGAAGUUCUAUGAUACAGACAACAUUGUCACACAGAUAGCGGGCAUUUGAACAAAUAUAAAGUAAUUAUAAUGUGUAAUUUAAUUGCAUGUGGUUGGUGUGGCACAGUGGCUAACACCACUGCAUGCCAGUGAGCUACCACAUCAUGUGGGAGACUGGGGUUCAAUUCCCGGUCUGGGUGACUGAAUGCUGUGAUACAGCAAUAAGAGGCCUUGGGCAAGACUCCUAACACUACAUUAGCCCAAAUCUGUAAUUUGAAUAACCAUGUUAUUUGCUCUGGAUAAGAUGCAAAUGUAUUACACUACUUAGGAAAUAGUGUUAAAUUUGGGUUUAAAAGCUCAAUAUUUUAUUAUUUUAAUUAUUAAUUAUUAAUGUAUGAGGUACCAUCACCCCUACAAGGCUAGCAUGCUAAUACAAGGAUUUUUGUCUCUGUGUGGACAGAAAUAUUAGUAAAAACAAAAAUGCAAAAUGUAUUUUUUUUUUAAAUAUCUGGAUACGUGUGAACAUAGUCGCAGUAGUUCCCAGCUUUGGUCUUUGGGGAGCCCAUGCCCUGCACAUUUUAAUGUUCAGCUGCUGCCUACUACCCUGAUUCAGCUCAUCAGCUAAUCAUCCUCCACAGUUCUACCAGUUUCAGCCACUAAACCUAUAUCCACUCUUCAGUUUAACACAGGUUUAUUAGCAGGUGUGUAAAGCCACUAACUAGCCUGGCCAGACUGAGGGCUGAGGUGAAGUUAGCGCCAUGCUAAUCCAAGCACAGUUGUUCUUUUAUACCUGAUGGAGAUACAGUAUUACAACAAAAACACGUAGAAAAGCUCAACAAGUUGUCGUAAAGUGGAACUUUUGAAAUGAGAAGCUGCUCGUUUUUGCAUUGUGGUCAUUUUUUUAGGUCAUUUGUCGAAGGACCGUACAGCUAGCGUAAUGCUAACAGUGGAGGUGCAGAGUGUUAAUAAUGAGGGGGGGCGUGGUCUGUUUCUUGAGAGCAUCAUUAAGUGCUUUUACCUCAGAUCAGAAAAAGGUGAGGAACUGAGACACAACUGUAUAGACUAAUCCAGUAAACAGGUCCUACUGAUGAUUAGCCCUUAAAAAAAGGGAAGUCCACUGAGUUUUUUUAUUUUUUUAUUAAAAAAAAAAAAUUAAAUUGAAUGUUUAGAUUGAAUAAGCUCAUUCAGAAUGAAGUUUGAUGUGGAAAAAGUAGAAAUUAAUUUACUUUUUUAUAGUGAUAAUGUAAGAACACUAUUAUAUCUACUUUAUUUACUAGUAAAACUGUAAAUCAGUGCACUUGAAAAUGUGUUUAUUGAGUUUUAUUGAUUAUACAAUUAAAUAUUCAACAUAAGUACAGCAAACCUCCUAAUUUGCUGCAAAACACCCCUAAUGUUUUAGUCAGAUCUCCACAGAUCUUGCUUAAUAUUAAAAAAAAAAAUCAUGGUAUAAGAACUAAUACUAAUGUGUCCCAUGACUUUUGCCAUGUCCAAAGGAAGCUAAAAAUCACUGCACUGACCUGUGGGAUGUGUGUUGUUGGUUCUCAUGGACAAUUCUAGCAAGAAGUCGCCUGUCACAAUCAUUAACACCCACUGCGCUACUGUAAGUAAUGCCACUUACAAGAUAGCACCUCACAACGUAUACAGGAGUGUGCAUUCUCCUGCAGGAGCACUUCAUUAUUAGUUACAUACAUUGCAUUCUGCUGUCACAUGACUUUUUGCUUCUCUAUAUAGAUUUAAUAGGUUUAAAACUUCACACAAACCACUUUUGUUAAAUUUGUUUAAUUUAGUUUUUUUUUUAUCUCAAACUUUUAAUUAUGCAGAAAUAAAAAAAUUAAAAAAAUCAGUGGAUUUCCCCUUUAAAUACCUGCUGCUUCUACUCUCUCAGCUGUUACAGGUCAACUUAUGUCCAUAUUAUGCAAUAGACCACUGUAUUUUUAUGUGAUAAGAUGUAAUGACUGUAAUGUGGCAAAGUGUGACUUUAUUAUAAAUAUAAAUAUAAAUAGGGCAGAUUUGAUUUUUUUUGUUUUGUUUUGUUUUUUUGUUUUAUUUAGUAAGAUGUAAGAUGGGGAGGGUUUGUGAGUUGUCGUGAUGGGAUUGAAUUGAUGAAUGCACAAGUAGUUUCAGUUUCAAUGUGUGAACUAGAGUAUUUAAAAUAAAAUUUGAUCAGUUUUUUGUUUUAUUUUACGAUUUUUACAACCGUCCAUUAUUAAAAAAAAAAAACGAAUGCGCGAAUCUGUUGAUGUCCAGAACAGACACCUCAGUGAACCCCCCUCCCCUAUAGCCCUAUAGAGGACAAAAAAAAAGAGAGACAGAAAACAAGUCAUCAUUACAUUUCUCCACUUUUAUGGUUGCUGUAGAUUUUUUAUGACUAGAAAAAGACGUGAAUCAUUUAAUCAAAGUAGCAAAUAAUCUUUCCAUUUGCCAAGUUUUAUAUUGCUUGUAAACAGUAUGUACAUAUAUAUUCUCAGUGGACGACAGUGGAGAAAAGAGUAGAGAGAAAAGAGAUUGAUUUGAUUGAUUAAUUGAUUGAUUUUAGAUGAAUCUCAUGGUGUGUCUCCAUUAGAACUGUGUUGAUGAAACGUGCUUCCUACGCUGCAACAAAUGUACAGUUGUUAAUCAAGUUGUAAAUAAAGCUUGUAUAAAAUUUG